AUGGCUAUAAUUAUGCCCGACUCUAAUCGAGCUACCGCUUUCUCCAGCCUUGUUGGUUCUGGGCCCCGAAAACCGUCAAGCGGAAUUGAUCCAGGUCCGGGCGUAGUAACGACUUUGAUUGGUCAAACCGUUCAGUUUGCACCAACGCCCGGCCCAAUAAGCCCUCAUAUUGGGUUUAAGUCACAUAACCUUAUUUCUGGCCCCAGCCUCUUGGGUUCUGGGGUUAGGGAGCAAUCAUUGCUAGGAGUUGAACCGAACACUCCAAUAUUUCUAUCUGGUGUUUUGCCUCCAGGAUUUGGGUCUAGCAUGACAAUCAAUAGUCCUACGGCUUCGCCAGCCCAGCCGCCUAGUCUUUUGGGCCCUGGCGUCGGUCCUCGACUAAUAGUUCCUCCUCCAGUUUCUUCAGGGCCACAGCACAAGCCUCUAAGCGCGAGUUCGAUUCCCAGCCUUCUGAGCCCUGAACUGCUUUCCUCCACGACUUCUAACAAAAUUGGUCUGACUAGCUCACCCACAUCUGUACAAAGCCAAACUGUAUCCGCUUCGGCUUCAAAAGUAACUGCUGAUGAGUCAUACGAGGACCCUGCUGUCCGGGCCACAAGUCUUUUGGGUGAUGGACCAGGUUCUAAAAAGAAAGAUGAGAAGGGUGAAAAGAAGAAAAAGAAGAAGCUAAAAAAGCUUAGAAUAUCUGUAGCUAAGGCCAGACCUAAACUGGAACCAAUAAAGCCCCAAUUAAUUGGAGAUCCAAGACGUAUUUGGCUUGGAAAUCUUCCCUCAAAGAUUACUGAGUUUGCUGUUCUACAGUUGGUGCGUCCAUUCGGCGAUUUAGCUGAUUUUCACUUCCCGGUGCAUAAGGCUGGUGAGCAACAGGGUGCAACCAUUGGCUAUUGUUUUAUUACAUUUAAGGAACCCAAGGAUGCUAGCAAAGCCCUUGUAAAGUAA
Messenger RNA from Protopolystoma xenopodis, 939 nucleotides. The record is from the annotation of a GenBank genome assembly. Lineage: Eukaryota; Metazoa; Platyhelminthes; Monogenea; Polystomatidea; Polystomatidae.